AGUGGUUUUAUAAAAUCAUUUUUGAAACCGGAAUAGGAUGGAAACCUGCCGUACGGAAUCUGAACAUGUAGUAUUCCAACGCUGAGGUUGGCAUACCUUAGUGAAAUUGGAGGGAAAAUGUACAGACCUAUUCGAUGGUAAGAGAAUAUAAAUGCCAGUUGGAAUGUACACAAAGCACAUCAUGUCUAUUUUCUAAUCCUAAACCAACAGUGGUUUUAUAUUUUUUCUUUAUUUGGUUUGUUAGUAACCUAAUGGCUUCAGACACUUGUUUGCAUCAAUGUAAUGUGUUGUUUUGCGAGCUAUUCCAUCAUGGGAACAAAGCCACCACAGCCUUGACACUAUAGUCUCACAGCAAAUUUAAACACCUCCAUGGAAAACAAAUCGAUUCUAAAAACAACAAUAUUCUCUUUAUUUUUCAUCCUGGAGUUUAUCUUGGUGUUUUCCCUCCAGUAGACAAUACAUUUUUCUCUCCUUGUACAUGUGCUGCACACGCUGUUUAUCUCCUGUGUCAUUGUAUGGUGCCGUAAAUUACUUCAAGACAGACCGAUGACAUGCUGCGCAGUCAGAGCAUACUGAAAAGCCGCUGUUGCGUCUUGUUCAGUGACCUGAAGGUGCUCUUACUAGGGGCACCGGCACCGUCCACUCCGCUACCUACACUCACCUCCAUGAGCGGACAAACAUUGGACAACCAUGAGAGCGAGAACAUCCUUUCAGAUGUCAGUGUCUCUGACAACAACAACACGUUAGUGAGGGCGCAUCAACAAGAAGGAGGCUGUAGUGCCCUGCCGGCAGGGGGCGCUAGCGGGCCAGGGGCGGACAGAGACAGAGUGGCGGGAUGGGUUGAUGCAGCAGAGCUGUCAGCGGCAUUGCGUUGCAGCCGGUCCUCAGAUGACUACUCAAAAUCCCGCCUAGAGGAGCGGUUCUCCCUCACCAGCUACAGCGAGAGUGGCUUCAGGACUCCCCUGUGCAGGAUCUGCUUCCAGGGACCAGAACAGGGGGAGCUACUGAGCCCGUGUCGCUGCAGUGGGUCAGUCCGCUGCACCCACCAGCCCUGCCUCAUCAAGUGGAUUAGUGAGCGGGGCUCCUGGGCCUGUGAGCUCUGCUACUACAAGUACCAGGUCAUCGCCAUCAGCACCAAGAACCCGCUACAGUGGCAGGCCAUCUCCCUGACGGUGAUUGAGAAGGUCCAGAUUGCGGCAGCAAUCUUGGGCUCCUUGUUCCUGAUGGCCAGCAUCUCCUGGCUAGUGUGGUCCUCCUUCAGCCCCUCGGCCCGCUGGCAGCGUCAGGACCUGCUGUUCCAGAUCUGCUACGGCAUGUACGGCUUCAUGGACGUGGUCUGCAUCGCGUUGAUCGUCCACGAGGGACCAUCUGUGUUCCGCAUCUUUAAUCGCUGGCAGGCCGUCAACCAACAGUGGAAGGUUCUGAACUAUGACAAGUCUAUGGACAGCGAGGACCUGAAGGCAGCCGCCACUGACAGCACUGUGUCCCAUCCCAGCCAGGGUCAGCAGGCUGGGCUUGCAGUGUCCACCUCCACCUCUUCCUUGAUGGGACCAGCCCCAGCCGCCCAGGCCUCCUCCCCUGCACCCCCCACAGGCUCUGGACCCGCUCUGCCCCCCCAGGCUGACCAGGACAAUGGGACUGCAGCACCUGACCAACACUGUCCAUACAACAUCCUCCACCUCCUCAGCCACCUGAGGCAGUCUGAGGCCCGCAGCCAGCCUAACAACGGCACCCGGGAGUUGGUCAUGAGAGUAACUACAGUCUGAGGAUUUAUUUGAUGCCUUAUUGUGUAUAGGUGUGGGGGAUUUUUAAACCGAUAUGGGAAUAAAAGGCCUUGCCUUGAUUGUUUCAAAUGUAUCUUUGAUGACCUAAUAGGGAUCAA
Molecule: messenger RNA, 1882 nt
Organism: Osmerus eperlanus (European smelt)
Lineage: Eukaryota; Metazoa; Chordata; Actinopteri; Osmeriformes; Osmeridae
Gene: marchf4b
Product: membrane associated ring-CH-type finger 4b
Exons: 5
Coding region: 552-1766 (404 amino acids)
Biological process (GO): protein ubiquitination
Molecular function (GO): ubiquitin-protein transferase activity; zinc ion binding
Source: RefSeq, a predicted model, not a curated record